GUGAGACAGUGACUCCGUAAUUCGGUAGCAUUAUAAUGUCUGAAGGUGUCAGUGUUGAUAUCCUUACGGACGCGUUCAUGAUCAUUAUAUUUGCCGUCAUACUCAAUCGUAUAAUACUGACAUUAAUAAAAUGGAAAUGAAAAAAAGAAUUAGUUUUCAGAAUGAUAGUUCCUCUCGCAUUUGUUUUGUCGCCAAUCCUGUCAUAAAAAUUUGUGUGUAAAUCAAACGUUGAGUAAAUGGAACUUAAUAUAUAAAAUAUUUCAGUAACCGCCGCGCAAAAUGCCACUAGAGGAUGUUUUUAACACAUAUUUCGAUAGGGCAGUGCAAACGGCAUUCAAAUCCCUCUUAAUGAUAUUUUGCCCAAAGAUUUCCGAGUGUAUUCAGUCUUUGAAAUCGGUAAACGAAAAAUCUUUCGAGUUAAAUAAACCUUUGAUCUUAAACCAAGUAUUAUUAGAUUACAACUACUUUAUGUGAACGCGUACUAUUGAAAUUUUGCGGGCUGUUCUUAAGUUCUGUCAAUAAGGAUGGCUGUUGAAAAGUUGUAUGAAAGUGAUAAUUAUUUGAUCGUAAACAAGCCUUACGACAUGUAUAUUAACUCGGACGAUGAACACGAAAAGAACACAGUGACGUAUCACAUUGCGUCUCCGGACUCUCAUCUCUCGUCGUCAUUGUUCCCGCUUCACUUUGUACAACGGCUGGACUACGCGACGAGCGGUGUGCUAUGUAUUGCCAAGAACAAGUCGUCCGCUGCGCAGGCGGGCAAGCUGUUCGAACAGAGGAUGACGAAGAAGUAUUACCUCGCUGUUGUAAGGGGCCGCGUGGCGUUCGAAGUUGCAGAUAUUGAAUUUAAUGUCGGAGUGGACCCGUCCACAGCGGACUCGAGUCACCGCAUGUCUGCGCUGACGACGAGUGAAGCGUCGUUGAGAUGUCUUCAGUCGCGACACGCACACACGCGUGCGCUGCGGCUAGAAACAGGCUACUAUGACAAUAGCCCUGUCACUGUUUUGCUGCUGAAACCUAUAACAGGUCGCCGCCACCAGCUGCGCGUGCAUUGCAGCGCAGUCGGACACACGAUACUGGGCGACUACACGUACAGUGGCACUAAGGACAGUAUGCCGCACCGCAUGUACCUACAUGCCACUAGGUUAAUAUUACCUCUUCCUGACGAAGAUUUGGACAUUCAGACACCAGAACCUUUCUUCAUAGACCCGAGAUUUAGUUCUAAAUGGAAAUCGGAGACGGCGUAUUACAAGUACCGCAGCAAAGAAGAUUUUCAGACCGUCUGCGAUAUUUUGGACAAAUCCUACGUGAUAGGCGUGCAGUAUAAAAUAUUUAAGAUGUGAUCCGUAUACAAUUUUAUAAUUUAUUUUUUAAUAAUUUAUAAAAAACGAAAAAUUAUUGAA
This is a messenger RNA of Spodoptera frugiperda (fall armyworm), 1403 nucleotides long. RefSeq names its product RNA pseudouridylate synthase domain-containing protein 1. The transcript is spliced from 5 exons. The record is from RefSeq and is a predicted model, not a curated record. Gene Ontology annotation, molecular function: pseudouridine synthase activity; RNA binding. The coding region runs from base 525 to 1343 and encodes 272 amino acids. Gene Ontology annotation, biological process: pseudouridine synthesis. NCBI's taxonomy places the organism in Eukaryota, Metazoa, Arthropoda, Insecta, Lepidoptera, Noctuidae.